Messenger RNA from Paramuricea clavata, 2423 nucleotides. NCBI's taxonomy places the organism in Eukaryota, Metazoa, Cnidaria, Anthozoa, Malacalcyonacea, Plexauridae. The record is from the annotation of a GenBank genome assembly.
GGCGCAUUUUAGGAUGUGAUUUGACGGGACUAUAAUUACUGGGUAAAAAUGGUGCUUACACUCGCAAUUUUUCGACAGCUGAUUGCUUUCAAAGGUCUUUGAAAAGUCUUUGAAAAUAGGCAGAACAAAUCUUUGAAAGUCUUUGAUUUUUUUUGGUCUUGGAGACUACGAACUUCCUGUUCCUGUAGUUCCUGUUCCUGUAGUUCCUGUUCCUGUAGUUCCUGUUCCUGUAAUUCCUGUUCCUGUAAUUCCUGUUCCUGUUGUAGUGUAGUUCCCGGAUUUCCAAACACCUGCGCGAGCGGGAUAAGCCACAAAAACGAAAGCACAGAAUAUAUAAACGAACGUUAGUUUGAUAAACACUGAAUCACAGAGUAGACACUGACUGAAUCAUUGUCUAUAAACUAGCUAAGCUACAUUUAUAAACAAACUCUUCGACGUUUUUGAAGCAAAGACUUGGCUUGCGAUGGUAGACUGCCCAGCAGAAGCGCCAGAAAGGUCACAAAGGCUCGUUAAUCUUGGAAGGGUAACGUUAUUUGUCGUUUACUUGAUCCAAGUUUGUCUUUUCGUUUCGUUUCUGGUGAAACAUUUGCACAACUAUGCAUAUAUAGCGUGGUUUGCUUGGUUUAUACCAGCAUUUGUUUUGUUCUGUUACUUAUUUUGUAAAGGCGCGAAACCAUACGCUGACAACGACAAGGCUAUUCGGGGCGUUUGGAUUACCUGGGGACUAUACAUCCUUGCUUUAGUCGUUACAGUUGUCACGAUUUUUGCUACAUUCGCACACAAGCUUACUGGAAUCACAGGAAGUGACAAUCUUAGUAUCAACGGACUGGUAGGCACUCUGUGUUUGACUCCAGUAUUGUUAAUCCUCUUGCUACAACUCACGAUUUCCCCAUCCUACCAGAAGCCCGUCCUAUUGUCCUCCCUAUUCGUCGCGUUGAACCUCUUCGACGGCAUCAAAAUGUUGGAAAUGUUUCUGGCGCAAAACGAAGCGGAUUUCGAUUUGAACAUGGCAACCGAAGUAUUCAUUAUCCUCUUUGCCUGCUGUUGUUUCAUUCUCUCGCCUGUUCGACUGGUUCGAACUAAGUUCAUGGCUUAUGGCACGGUGAAAGCUAGAAAGGCAACCUCCUCGGGUGUCGUUAUACUGGAAAUUUUCUUGAUUAACCUACCGUUUUUGGUUCUACGUUGCGUCAUUUGGGGUAAAUACGAAGCUGCUAUCUUUAUGGCAAAGAAUAUUGUUGCUUUAGUCAUUGGCGUGAUCGAGUUCUUGGUCCUUAAAGGGAUUUUGAAAUGGGGCGGAAAUACAACAGGUGAACAUGACGUGGAACAUACUUGAAAACGAUAUACAUACGUAGAAAUCUCACAAUUAACCUGUCAACAAGAUAUGUUCGCAACAGGCUUGUAGCAAGCUUUAACAUCAACAAGUUGUAACAAAGCUGUUAUUUUAUCAAGUUGCUACAAGGUUGUCACUCACAACUUGUCAACAAGAUAUGUUCGCAACAGGCUUGUAGCAAGCUUUAUUAUAUCAACAAGUUGUAACAAUGCUGUUAUUUUAUCAAGUUGCUACAAGGUUGUCACUCACAACUUGUUGACAAAUUGUUGAAUUGAAGAACAUAAGUUGUUGGACAAACUUGUAACAAGUCUGUUGAGCUUAACAAUCUUGUAGCACAAUUUGUCAAAAAGCCGUUGACAACUUGUCAAUAAGCUAGCUAAGGAACAAGCAGUGUCAACACAUCCUGUUGACAAGUUGUUGGAACUCUGCUGGAGGUUUGUUACAACUUGUGUGUUUUUACGUAUGCAUGUGACUAUCCUGAUUAGUAUAGGUAAUCACACAACAUCGCAUGAUUACUUGUUUAUUAUUAGUAUGACAAAAUUGGAUACGUACUUCUCAAUGUCAACAUCAAAUUCUCUCGCCACAGCCCAGUCCUGUCAGACUUUCAACCAAAAUUUGGUGCUUUUGUUUGUAUUUUUAUUUUGUUCUUUUGUUAAAGCAAAAUUUGGUGCUUUUGUUCGUAUUUUCAUCUAGUUCCUCCACGGCAAUUUCAUUUUACGCUUGUGUUUAAAAUAUGUUUCCGCCAUUUUGUUUGUUUUGGGAAAAUCAUUAAUUGUACUGCAGUACAAUUAAUGAAAUAUUAAUAAUGUACUCCUCUCAACCAAUCAGCAUCCAGUAAUUUUGUCAUGCUAAUAAUAAACAAUGUAACUCAAUAAUUUAACAGUAAAUGUUUAGAAGCGAUAUUGAACAUAAAGAUAUUGUGUGUCUGUGCCGUGCCAAAAUACCUAUGAAGUUGAACACUUAGUCUGAGGCGAAGGCGAAGUCGGAUUUGAUACAUUACAUCUUCAAAUACACAAAUGAACCAGUAGGGUAACAAUAUCACAAAUGAAUAUGUAGUAAGAGAAAUGUAAGUUUAACCUUGACGAAAUUCCAU